CCUUAGCCUACUGAUCAUCUUGACGAUCUUCAUCCUUCAUCCCUCCCAUCCGAUUUUAGGUUUUAUCAACUGAAAAUGGUACUUUGUAUGUGGAAUUUACGUGGUCCUCAUAUGAUUGCACCCGACCUUGAUAAAGAUUACAAUGGUCAUGACAAUUUCUUCACUUUAAAAAUACAUCAUGGUGGAUUUUUUUCAAAGUUCCCAGGAAGAAAGUACGUUGAGGGAAGGUUGGCAUUCUAUGACUUUGUUGACACUGAUCUUUUUUUAGUUCAUGAUCUAAAUGACAUGAUUCGUGAGAUAAGAGUGAUUAAUGUGUACGUUGAACAUGGUUCUACAAGACUUCAUACUUACUUCAUGUCCCCAAGUAAAGUUGUUAUUGAGCAACUGGAUGAUGAUCCUUCUCCUCAGCUUAAUAGGAUUAGGCCUAAGAAGAAGGGAAUUGGUUCGUAUAGCAAGAAAUUAGACAUGAAUGUCCCACUUAAAGAAUCAUCUAAUCAAGCUCAGAGAGAAGAUGGUGUGUAUGAUUUUUCCAUGUCCCUAGUUCCUUUUGAGCCAAACAAACAAGACAUGAUUAAUGAGUUUAAGGAUGAUUCGUAUUUCCCUAUACCAGAAGAAACUGAUACAAUGCAAGAAAUUACAAUUGAUAUUAAUUGCCAGAAUCAUAGGGAAAUGCUAGAUGAUUUUGAGCCUUUUAGUAGUGAUGGAUAUCAGAAUAUAGGUGAGUUUGAAAGAGAGGUUGAAGCUGGAGAAGAACAAGAUGAAGAAGAUGAACAAGGGCAUGCAGAGGAUUCAAAAGAUGAUUUAGAAGAGCAUACAUAA
Molecule: messenger RNA, 819 nt
Organism: Lactuca saligna
Lineage: Eukaryota; Viridiplantae; Streptophyta; Magnoliopsida; Asterales; Asteraceae
Source: the annotation of a GenBank genome assembly